This is a messenger RNA of Dalotia coriaria, 638 nucleotides long. Its product is annotated as succinate dehydrogenase assembly factor 4, mitochondrial-like. Gene Ontology annotation, biological process: mitochondrial respiratory chain complex II assembly. The transcript is spliced from 2 exons. Gene Ontology annotation, cellular component: mitochondrion. Lineage: Eukaryota; Metazoa; Arthropoda; Insecta; Coleoptera; Staphylinidae. The record is from RefSeq and is a predicted model, not a curated record. Bases 209 to 541 code for a protein of 110 amino acids.
AAUAUUAAUCAUAUGUGCAAUUUCAAAAACUCAUAACCUUUACAUUUAUCAACAUUACUAACAACAAUUUAAACAACAAAUAAAACAAUUCUACCCCGUGACGUUCUGUUUAUAUGAUUUGCUCAAAAAGCGAACAAAAUCAUAAAUAAUUCAAAAUCAUCGUUACGUUUCACAAUCAAACAUUUGUUUGUAAUAAUUCCUAUCAAAAAUGAGUAUUAUGAUGUACAUGUUGCGGCAUGCAAUCCACCAAAGUCCUUACGCACCAAGAGUAGUAGCAGAAGUAGAUUAUGUUGUCAGAUCAUCCUCAUCUGAAAAACAACCAGAGAGCGACCGCAUGAAAGAAUUCCGCAAGAAACUCCGCGAAAAACCAAACAUCGAAGGCCUGGAACACAGCAAUGCUGCAGCCUAUGAAGAACUAGAACCUCUCGAGAAACACCCGGGUGGUGUAAACCCUGUCACCGGCGAAAUUGGGGGACCCGCCGGGCCAGAACCGACGCGAUAUGGCGACUGGGAGCGUAAAGGACGAGUCAGCGACUUCUAAUCACCAGCAGUAUACACAUAAUACAAUUAUUUAUCAAUAAAAUAUCAUAAAUAAACAUGUAAAAAAUAUUAAAUUACAAUUAUAUGCAUCAAAUUAC